Molecule: messenger RNA, 3568 nt
Organism: Colletes gigas
Lineage: Eukaryota; Metazoa; Arthropoda; Insecta; Hymenoptera; Colletidae
Exons: 3
Coding region: 322-777 (151 amino acids)
Source: RefSeq, a predicted model, not a curated record
GACCAUGAAGCUGACACAAGGACGCGACAACAUCCAAAUGCCAAAAGAUUCCCCACCCCAGGCGCGAACUAAGCCUGUAAAAGCUUUCACGAUACGUAUAUCGCGAUCGGCAAUUCAAACGAGUGUCCCGCGUGUCCGUGCAAUGCGUAAUGUAGGAUAUCCCCACCAGAAAGUAAAACGGAGGACUCAAACUGUCGGUGCGCUUCUCCGUCACCUGACCGCCAGUCGCGAUUUCAAAUUAUCCGGGACGAGGCGUCGCGAGCUUUAUUUAUUUUUUUUUUUCCCCCAAUCAUCUCGUCGGCGCGUUUACACGACGGUGAUAUGUGCUACCGCGGUGCGUUGCUGCUUCUCUGUUCGUUUUUAGUGCUCCACGGCCACCGGUGCGUGGAAAAUGUCACGAGCGUCACGGAGGAGAACGCGCUAGCGAAACUGGUCAAAAUGUUUUCGAAGCCUGGAGCGUUCAAACGAAUUAAUGCAAUACUGGGUGAAAAUUCCAUCGAGGAGUCUUUCGCGACCUGCCCGAAAGGCGAGGAGGGCCUCGAAUGCAGAAGAGCCGAGGCUCGUCGAUCCGUCGACUGUCCAGAAGGCGACUGCUACUGCUACAAUUGUGCCUCGGCCGGGCCCGAAUUGUGGGCCUCUUGUUGCCGCGAAAGCUUGCGAUGCUGCUCUCAUCUCGCGGCUGCCUGCAGGACCUGCGACCAUCCGACGCUGUAUCCGUUCUGCUCGAAGCACUUCAAGAAAUGCCUAGCCGAGUACAACGAGAAAAAACAGAAUUGAUUUAAGAAACGGAGAACACAAAACGAAACGAGACAAAACAAGACAACGAUACUCGUUUAACGUUCGAACCGGGGCCUGCGAGAGGGAGGAUGCAGGGGAUACGUCGUAUCCUGGGGCCCAGGAAGCCUCUGUCGAGCAACGGAGCUGGAAAUUUCCUGAAAUCCCAGAAAAUGUUUACAUAUCAUAUUUAAAGACCAGUACAUAUUGUUCUACUACAGCCAGUGGCGGAUACUAGAUCCAUCACUGGCUGCAAUUCAUGGCAUAACAACAAAAUGGCUGACGGAGAAGGGACUCGAAAGAAACUCCGUGUCCCGUGAUAAAAAUCUUCUCGGAGGCCCUGGUUUCGACAAACGUGAGAGUAUUCCGACCCAUUGGCUACUGUUAUCUUUUUCUUUUUUUUACGUGUAAUAAACAUCGAGACACUCGUGGUAAAUGGGAACGAUUAACUUCAAAUACCCUAACCGAAUUGGUACGGCAUCUUGCAUAAGCUGAAAGUUUUACGUCGAGUUUCUAAAUAUAGCGUUUAUCAUUCGACUCGUUAAACUGGUCCCCCGUGUAAUUUUUUUGCCACGGACGUUUCGCCGGCCAGGAACUAAGAUGUCGCGAGAUAGAGUGUGCCUGACUCGCGAAAAUCUUUACCAGAAACGUUCAUUCCGCUUUUGUCACGAAAUAUUUUAAUCUAAUGCCGUGAAAAGCUACAAAACAUUUUUCCAGGAUAUCUGACGGGUAAUUCCGGAUAACCGAGAUCGUAGGUACCUCGUGAGAGAUACGAGAACAUCGAGCAUAUAACCUAACCCAAACUUGGCGUGCUCCGCCAUAUUCGAGAUCAAGCCUGAACGCCACCUACCUCGUUAAGUUAAGGGUUAGAAAUAAACUCACGAGCGUACACGAUCGUUUUGGAUCAGAAUUACCUGCCAAACGUUAUGGAAAAGUAUUUACCUCCCCGUUCAUACCCUAUAGUUAGUUACAAAGAUACGUAAUAAUAAAAAAAUAACAAAAGAAAACCAGAGAUUUUGUAAUCACGAAUUUUUUAGCGUUCUCAGGUAAAGUUACAAAAUCAGUAGAAAAUUAACGAUACCUUCCAAAAGGUUAAACGCAUAUACCUUACAAUCUUCGGUACACCUAAACCCCGAAUAACUUCUAAGCGUGACGUAGCCGGCAACAGGUAGCUUCGAAUACACGCUUCCGAUUUAAUAAUUUACAAAGGUCAUCGAUCCUACAAACGGUUUCGCGCAGCUGUUCAUUGUUUGGACGCUGUGACGUCACGGCAUGCCGCCAACAACGUUCUAGAAUUACAAAAUAAUAAACAUCACUCGAUAUACAAUCAUUGAUAAGCUUUAUUCGUGUAGUCUCCAGAGUAUUCGGUAAUCUGUACUUUAUUUUUUUUGUUAUUUUUUCUCUUUUCAUUUUUUUUUAUAACUACUAAUCCUAUAAAUUGUGGGGGGGCAGAGAGAUUCUCGUCAGGUAGUCAGACUUAAGAUAACAGUACGAAUUUUUGGACGUAAAAUUUCCACGGUGCGUGUAGACUUGUUUUCCAAACAAUAUUGUGUUUCGCGGCAAUCCGAGUAUUCUCGUUUUUUUUUUUUUUCAAUCUUCUUUUCUCUUUACCCAUAUUCGUGCAGAGCGUUCUCUUUCUGUGACCCCACGAAAUAUCGGAUCACGUGUUUUUCGUUACACAGCUUUCCUUCGAGUACCUUAAGAAUACUAUUCCGCCGUGUUUGAAAUUCCGUUUGUUUUUUUCAACCGCCAGAUCUAAACUUCGAUUUUCACUUUUCGUUCGAGUGGUUUCUUUUUCCCUUUUUUCUUUUUCUCAUUCCUCGCACUACCGCCCUGCGUCAAAUUUUCCCAAGUUCGAGAGUCUUUUUCUCUCUCUUCUCGUUACAGCGAAAAAGACGUGUCUCUUAUCGUUUCACUUUUAGAAUAUAAAAUUACGUUCGCACUCGACAGUGCUCAGCUCUUAAACAGCACCACGCAGAGGUGAAAGACAAGACUAGAAAGGAAGAUAGGAAGAAACGUAUUACAGGUUGUGUUUUUUUGCUUUUGUUUGUUUCCGUUUGUCCGUGAGAGAAAAUGCAAUUGAACGUAUUGCGUAAGAUCGUCCGAGCUCGGAAACAGAAUCGACAACUGACUACGAUUUGUGAACGGAUUACCCGGAACCUUACGCGAACAUGUAUUCGGCAGUCGUGAGAGUGAUGCACCGCGCACGUCUUCACUUCGUUGAACGAUGUUUCGUCACGAGGAAAGGGAGAUAUAUCGGCAAAAGAAACGCAAACAUUACGUAUCGGGGAUGAUCGUGUAGCUGAAAUAAUCGGUAACCGCCAGGGAUGAGCACAUUCGAAUGAUUUUGUAAUCCAAAUAUAACAUAUCUAAAAUACUGAAUAUAUGUAUUUAGAAAAAACGACAACCUCACAUAUUCUAUUUUAUACUCGAACUGUUGUAUAUUAACACUAGAUUUACGUGUUUCAAAUUCCAUACAUAAAGUUACAGAACCCAUAAAUGUAAUGUAUCCUAAUUAAAAAGAAACUGCAUUCAAAUGUAAUCGCCAAGAUGGCGCGUAAAUCUAGUAUUAAAUACCGCUACAACUUGUAUUCGACAAAUCGUAUCUGUGUGGUGUUUGCUCUUCAAAGUGUUUACAAAGAAAUAAAGAAACUUUUAAGAAAUUUACAAAUUUACAAAUUCAAUUAUUUAUUUGUUUACAAAUACACGAGUACCUUGCCAAUAUUUUAUGUCAUUCAUAAAUUUAUCAUUGUUAUACAUAUUUAUGAACCUUUUAUAAAUAAAGAAAUAAUUU